Molecule: messenger RNA, 2780 nt
Organism: Homarus americanus (American lobster)
Lineage: Eukaryota; Metazoa; Arthropoda; Malacostraca; Decapoda; Nephropidae
Product: organic cation transporter 1-like
Exons: 11
Coding region: 393-2180 (595 amino acids)
Biological process (GO): transmembrane transport
Cellular component (GO): membrane
Molecular function (GO): transmembrane transporter activity
Source: RefSeq, a predicted model, not a curated record
UCCCUAUAGAACGAGUGGCAUUGCUGACAGGAGUGGCGGACUGACUGAUUGGUGUGUUGUGUGUAGUUGUUAAACCAAACGAUAAACCAAAAAUGUGUCCUACCUUGAAAUCACAAAUGGGAUAGUUUAUGCUGAGGAACCACCUUAUUCAACUUUAAGUAGUAUUUCGUCCUUUGUGUUGAGGUACGGAAAAUGUAAGCUCGUGUGGAAGAUAGACAUCGGAAGAGUCCCUUAAGUUAUUGAAAGUAACAAGUUUGACGCAACUGAUGCCUUUCGCCGCCAGAACAGAAUUUGGCUCAUUAUGUCCUGGUAAUCAGGUGUUAUGACAGAGAGAGGAGGAAGUUAGAAGAGGAUCAGGAAGACACAGGUAAGAGGACUUUGAUAGUACAAAGAUGGAGGACAAUGACACGAAAAGCAACGAGAGUAAGAUGAUGGUCGGAGAGGACCCGGGUAGUGGUGGUGAUGAAGGCUUGGAUCCUUCCCUCACCUUCUUCGAGCGGGUAAUGGUGGCUGUGGGAACGGAAGGACGCUACCAGAAGCUCCUGCUGUAUGCCUUCAUGCUGCCCCUCUCUUUCUACUCCCCAUUCGGCGCCUCUUCCCUCCUGCUGAUGAUGUCCACCCCCGACCAUUCUUGUCAUGUGCCGGGCCGAGCAAAGCACAAUGUAAGCGUGGAGGAGUGGCAGAACAUGACGCUACCUUGGGAGGCGGGGGCGGACGGGACACGACAGCUGAGCAAGUGUUCCAUGUACAACAUCAGCUACGGUGUCGGAAGAGGCGGCCAUAACACCUUCGUCAUCGACAAUACCACCACUACCUACUGUCAGUACGGAUGGGACUACGACCGCAGAAACUGGCAAGAGACUUCGGUCACUCACUUCGACUGGGUGUGUGACCAGGCCUCUACAGUCACCACCAUCUUCUCCCUGGCUGUGGCGGGCAACGCUGUGGGCACGUUACUGCUCUCCAUCCUCGCUGACAGGGUGGGUCGCCGGCCGGUAUUCUUCCUGGCGGCGUCCAUCAACUUUUUCUUCGGCGUCGUCAACAUGUACAUGCCCAACUGGCAGUUCUUCGCCAUCGCCCGCUUCUUGAACUGCUUCGCUUUCUUCAGUAUCUACCAGAUGCCCUACAUCAUCGUGGUGGAACUAAGCUCAGAGAAACUACGAGGGCUGACGGCGGCGUUGUCGUUCGUGGUGGGGACACUAGGCAUGUGUUGUGUCUCCCUGUGCGCCUGGCUCCUCGCUAACUGGAGGUCCUUCGGCUUACUCUGUCACAUUCCGUCCAUCCUCUUCCUCCUCUACUGGAAGUUCCUGCCGGAAUCGCCACGGUGGCUUCUUUCUGUGAACCGGGUGAAGGAGUGUGAGGCCAUCAUGACCCAGGUGGCAAUUACUAACGGCAGGAGGGUACCACCGGAUCUCCGACGCCUGCUGGAGGAAGCCAGGGCCGCUGAGAAAAAGUCAGCCUCAGUCAGAGAUCUCCUCAAACACAAGACACUCCGGAAGCACCUCCUCAUCGCUACUCUCAACACGGUGAUAUUCUGCGUGGUGUACUCCGGCAUCGUGCUCAACAUCCACAACAUGACUGGCAAUGAGUUCGUCAACUUCUUCGUCCUGUCACUUGUGGAGAUCCCCGGCAACAUCCUGGGCAUGGUCUCCGCGCAGUACCUGGGCCGGAGACUCACCACCAUCUACACACUCUCCCUCAGUGCUAUCUUUAGUGGUCUGGCGUCAACUGCAAUCACAGACCAGUGGUUGUUGGUGACAUUCUGCGGGCUGGUGAAGCUCUUUGUGACGGAGGCGGUGCUGGUGGUGUAUGUGCAGAUAGGUGAGCUCUUCCCGACGCCUCUUCGCUCCAUAUCCUACGGUGUCACAGCUGUCACGGGCCUCUCUGCUACUGUCCUCGUCCCGACCCUCAUGGCCUUGGGCAACACAGACAGGAAGCUCCCCUACUACAUUCUUUGCAGUCUGUGUCUGUGUGGGGCGAUGGUAAGUACCUUCCUGCCAGAGACCCUUGGCCUUCCUCUCCCUCAGACCGUCCAACAAGCCAGCAAAGUGGGGCGUGACCAACCCUACUGCGCCAUCGUCACACACUGGACCAAACACAACCGCACACCCUCGACGUACAGCCAUACCGAGGCAGAAAAGGGCAAGGCUACCGUCAAUGGUAUCACGUCUGCGUUUUAGUGUAGAUGACUGGACUUUGAAGGGACAGUUACUGAUAAUGAUGCUUUACUGAAUUCAUUAUAAGUUUAUAAUGAUUUAGAGUAAGAAAACCAAAGUGUAUUUUGUUAGGUACUUCGAGCAUUAUUGAAUCGAUGGGAAUUUCAUGUGUACAGAAGCGUAAACCAAAGAUAAUUUACGCCCGUAGUGCUACAAGGAGACGUCCCACCCUCUCAGAAGGAAAGUUUUACACCAGGUUGUAUACAAUUAAAAAAAAAUCACACCUGACGAAGAGUUGAUGUUAUAAUUUUAUUACUGGGCUUUAACAACUAAGGUCUUAAACGAGAGUAAAGAGUUGUUUGUGUUAGCCCUACUCUGUGGUGGUUGACCCUCAUAAUAUGAAGUAAACAGGUGAUUUAUUACACAAUAAAGAUGUGACAACGAAUUAAGGUGUAAAUGCUACAUGUUUAUCGGAUAAUUUUAAGAUGAUUUUAUUGAAUAACAAGAUUAAAUGCCUUACUGUGUGCUGUGGUAUUGAACUCUUGUCCUCUUGAUAAACUUUCCUAGUGAAUAACUGGAAGAUGAUAAGUUUAAUUCAAGUAUAAUAAAGCCGUUUUUAACUUA